UUGGGAAGUUCCUAAAGGAUCCGGCACCAUAAGCGCAGAAUUGCACCAUAUUGGGUUGCUUUAUAUCGACGCCUGGUCCCGCCGAUCGCGCCCCCAGCUUGAGCACCCGCUAAAUCCUUUAUUUCUCCGACUUUCACUGCACUCGUUAUGCCUCCCACGCCUCCCUCGACCACGCCGUCAAGUGGAGGGAGCCACUCCCCUGACGUUCACUACCGGGUUGUACGAAAGAGGAAUCGAGUGCCUCUUUCCUGCGGGCCUUGCAGACAUCGAAAGCUCAAGUGCAACCGGGCACAUCCUUGCGAGAAUUGUGUAAAGAGGGGCGACGCGGAAUCAUGUAGUUAUGCCGCUGCGGGGGCUAGGAAGCGAAAUCAGUCAAGUCAUGACUAUGCUAACUCUCCAGACGAGAUGCAAAAUCGUAUUGACCGUUUAGAAGGCCUAGUUCUUUCACUGAUGACCAACGGCAGUCAAUCUGCAGGUCCGGCAGCAGCCACUGCAGCAAUAUCAACCCACGCGAGUACGACGUCACCUGAACAAUCACAAGGCAAUGACGAAGAGGAUAUGGAUCAUGGUGAAAAUGAAGAGGAAGAGAGUGAGACCGAUCAGGUUGCUCGUUCAUUUGGAAUAUUAAAGGUGGAAAACAACAAAUCCACAUAUUUCAGUGAUGAGCACUGGGCUUCACUUCUCAUCGAUAUUGCUGAGGUGAAGAACUUUUUUUCCAAUCAUAAAAGGCAAAUUGCCGAGCAAAGUGACCGACUGCACCAAUCCAAGGUGUCGAGCGAUAUGAAUCCUUAUCCUUUUGUCUUCGGUGCGACAAGGCCGCCAAACCGAGCAGAAAUACUUGCUGCGAUUCCAAAAAAGCCGAUGGUAGAUAAAUUGGUGGAGAGGUACUUUACCUCAUACGAUCCAGCUCUUCAUAUCAUACAUGCGCCGCUCUUUCGAAAGCAGCUUGAACAAUACUGGUCUGACCUUCGACAAGCGAACGAUAUAUGGAUUGGAUUGCUUUACGCUAUAAUGCGCCUGGCGAUGCAGUCAUAUACUCGGAUUGGCGACGAGCCACAAGAAUUUCGGUUCCGGAGCGUAGAGCUUGCGAACCUUUACCGGACCCUGACGUGUCAGUGCUUGGUGCUUUCGGAUUUUACUAUGCCCGUGAACUACACCUUGGAGACAAUGAUUCUCUACAUCCAGGGAGAGUUCACCAGAAGCCGGGAAGCGGAAGUAGGCGUUUGGGCAAUGGUGGGUAUGAUUGUACGACUGGCAAUGCGUCAAGGCUACCACCGCGAUCCCUCGCAUUAUCCCAAUGUGACACCUUUUCAAGUGGAGAUGAGGCGUCGCGUUUGGACAUAUAUUCGAAUGAUGGAUAUUUUGUUCUCUUUUCAGAUGAGUCUACCAAACAUGAUCCGGAAAGAGGACAGUGAUACGCAGCUGCCGCAAAAUUAUUACGAUGACGACUUCGACGAGGAUACCAAGGUGCUGCCGCCGCCAAGACCGGGAUCUGAGUCGACACCGGUGGCAUAUAUGAUUAGCAAAGCUCGGCUUUCCUUUGCUUUUGGCAAAAUUGUUGGCCACCUACAUACACGGUCCCUUUGCUCGUACGAUGAGGUGAUGCGGCUUGACAAUGAGCUGCGCGCGGCGUACGCGAUGAUUCCACCUCAUCUUCAGCUUCGACCGAUGACUGAAAUGGGUCGUGAUCCACCUAGUGUCAUAAUGCAGCGAUUUAGCCUGGACUUCCUGUACAAUAAAGGCCAGUGUGUGCUUCACAGGAAAUUCCUCGCUCGGGCUCGAGAAAAUCCUCGAUACGCGCAUUCGCGUCGCACGUGCGUCGAUUCAGCCAUGGAAUUGUUGCAUCACCAGACUGUGCUACAUACCGAGUCUCGACCACAGGGCCGGCUACGAGGCGUGGAAUGGUUCGCGUCGUCUCUCACAGCACAUGAUUUUAUCAUGGCAGCAAUGAUCGUCUGCUUGGAUCUGUACCAUGGCACCGAGGUCAAGAGCCCUAAUGGCACCUCCGCUGACUUCUACACGUGGGGGCUUGAACGGCGACCGGAUAUGAUUCAGGCGCUUGAAACUUCUAAGGCUAUUUGGGAUGGUCUCAAAGAACGUUCUGUCGAGGCGUACAAGGCCUCAGGGUUAUUGUCGGUUAUGAUUGAUAAACUUCGCCAAGACCGAGCUGGUGUACCUCCAACUCCGCCCUCGCAACCAUCACCGGCCAUGCGAGGAAGCACGUAUCCAGGCGGUGGCAGCUUCCCUGUCACAGAUGGAACUUUUGCAUAUUCUCGGGAAGACCCCAAACCUGAACAUUCCGCUGCCAUGACCUUGGGCAUGCUGAGCGCGGGUGGGAUGACUCCGAACUCUGGAGCCAUAUUUGACCGUGCUUAUUAUCCUCCAACACUGGGCGAUGUAAAUAUUACGGAUGCUACCCCAACGACCAACCCAGUUGGCAAUGCAAAUUCGAGCCUGACAGAUUUGGCGCCUCAAAUGUCACUAGACCCACCAGUAACUAGCUCAAGCAGCAGCGCACCAACAAGUGGAUUGGAUACAUCGACGGGAGUAGCAGCGAGCGCACCAAGUCCAUUCUCCCUCUUCGGUAGCGGCAUAGCACCGACAGCAGCAAUGGAUUUCUCCGCACCGAAUCUUGACUGGGAUGCUUGGGAUUCAUACAUACAAAACAACAGCCUCGAUCCGAACAUGAACCCCUUUUGGUCAGGGAACAAUUUUGACAUGACGUUAUCUGUAUCUUCAGCUGACAUGGGGUUUGACCCGUUGCGGUCGCCUUCCACAACGCAUCAACCAUCACUUUCUCAACCGGAGCCGCAAACUCACCAUCCAGCCGCCUCACAAGCUGGAGGUUCAAAUUUAAGCUUCACUUCUGCCCCCGCUGGCACGGGAACCGGGUUCUCGGGAAUGAAUCCUUCGUCCGGAGCGAGCUAGCGUUGAAGAUGAUUGUGCAAUUCGCGUUGACUGGAAUGCAAAGCGAAACCCACAGAUUUGAUGUACCUCUUUUUCAGUUCAAGUCGACUUUUGAGAUACCAGAUACCAUGUCACGAUAACAUUUCGGAUCUACUAAUGGAAGGGACAUGGAUGAAAUGCAAAUAGGAUACGGCGCCAUGGGAAUACGAUACGAUAGCACUUUUCUUUUAC
Molecule: messenger RNA, 3138 nt
Organism: Xylona heveae TC161
Lineage: Eukaryota; Fungi; Ascomycota; Xylonomycetes; Xylonales; Xylonaceae
Exons: 6
Coding region: 148-2928 (926 amino acids)
Biological process (GO): regulation of DNA-templated transcription; DNA-templated transcription
Cellular component (GO): nucleus
Molecular function (GO): DNA-binding transcription factor activity, RNA polymerase II-specific; DNA binding; zinc ion binding
Source: RefSeq, a predicted model, not a curated record